This is a messenger RNA of Aspergillus bombycis, 1518 nucleotides long. RefSeq names its product hexose carrier protein. The record is from RefSeq and is a predicted model, not a curated record. Gene Ontology annotation, molecular function: carbohydrate:proton symporter activity. Bases 1 to 1518 code for a protein of 505 amino acids. The transcript has 2 exons. Lineage: Eukaryota; Fungi; Ascomycota; Eurotiomycetes; Eurotiales; Aspergillaceae. Gene Ontology annotation, biological process: carbohydrate transport; transmembrane transport. Gene Ontology annotation, cellular component: membrane.
AUGCAAGGCGAGGCACUUCGUUUUGCCCAGAUCUUCUUGAUCGUUUGCCCGUCAUUCAUUCUUUUCGGUUACAAUCAAUCCGGUGUCGGGGGUUUGACAGACUUCCCUUCGUGGGUGAGGCAGUUCCCUGAGAUUGACACUGUCAAUACCACAGGCGCUCAGAAAUCCCACAAUGCUACAGUGCAAGGCGCUGUGGUUGCUUCUUACACCCUUGGCGCUCUCUUUGGGUCCCUGAUCUGUACGUGGAUUGGCGACAUCCUCGGUCGGCGUCGGACUAUCUUUGCUGGAGCGUGUAUUGCCCUGAUAGGCCAGGCAUUAGAAUGCUCAGCUUAUGCUCUCGCCCAGUUCACAGUCGGCCGGGUAAUUCUCGGUUGGGGUGUGGGUAUGCUGAGCGCUACGGUGCCGGUCUGGCAGUCAGAGUGCUCACCAGCCGAUAAGAGAGGGAGAAAUGUAGUGUUGACGGGCAUGUUUAUCGCCUUCGGGUUUGCCCUGACACAAUGGAUCAACUUUGGUUUCUAUCACAUGCAGGAAAGUUCCGCGUCAUGGCGGGGGUCGCUAGCAAUCCCAGCACUGUUCUCUUUGACUGUCAUGGGUAGCAUCUUCUUCCUGCCAGAAUCUCCUCGCUGGCUUGUUCUCAAAAAUAGAUCAGAUGCUGCGCAGCAAACCCUUGCCAAUUUGAGGCAGAAGGAUCUGGUGUCACCCGAGAUUAUGCACGAAUUGCGUGGAAUUGAAGUCUCCCUGGAGGAAUCAUCAAGUGGUAACAUGGGACUCAAAGACAUCUUUACAAUGGGGGAGGAGAAGCUGUUUUACAGAUUCCUUCUCUGUAUUCUCCUACAAUUCUUCCAGCAAAUGACCGGCGGUACUCUAAUUUCAGUCUACAUCCCCAUCAUCUUCGAGGAUAAUUUACACUUAGGCUCCAGUUUGUCCAAGGUUCUUGCCGCAUGCGCUUUGACAUGGAAAUUCCUCUGUUGCUUUGUCGGCUUCUAUGUCGUGGACCGACUCGGACGCCGGGCUGCCUUUAUGAUCAGUGGUGGUGGCAUGUCCAUGUGCAUGCUGGCGCUGACCGUGUCCAACUCAUUCUCAAACAACCAUACUGCGUCUAUUAUCUCGGCUCUGUUUAUCUUCGUGUACAAUUUCUUCCUUCCGGUGGGAUUCUUGGGGGCGAACUUCGUUUACCCGGCUGAGGUUGCCCCGGUUCGUCUGCGAGUCGCCAUGCAUUCGUUUUCAAUAGCGAAUCAGUGGCUAUGGAUGUUUGUCGUUGCGAUGAUUACUCCUACCGCGAUCGCCGACAUUGGCUACCGCUACUACAUCGUAUUCACCGUCGUUGGCGGUCUCAUCCCACCUGUAGUUUAUCUCUUCUACCCGGAGACCAUGAAUCGAUCCCUUGAAGAAGUUAAUCAGAUCUUCCACGAUGCGCCAUCUAUUAUGUCCGCCGUCAAGAUGUCCAGAACCCUUCCUAUUGGUGAUAGCAUCAUGGAGGAGAUUGAAGGAAAGAAAAUGGCUGAAGAGAUUGAAUGA